Cercocebus atys (sooty mangabey) is the source of this 4116-nucleotide messenger RNA. It is a transcript of the gene NTM, whose product is annotated as neurotrimin. Lineage: Eukaryota; Metazoa; Chordata; Mammalia; Primates; Cercopithecidae. The record is from RefSeq and is a predicted model, not a curated record. The transcript is spliced from 10 exons. Gene Ontology annotation, cellular component: neuron projection. Bases 1451 to 2431 code for a protein of 326 amino acids.
CACUUGUUGUGGUGAGGAUGUGUUUAAGAAGAGGGGUUGAGGGGGGGAGUAUGAGCGAUGGUUGAAGUGAAUGGAUGAAUUAUUAGAGGUGACCCCUUGGCUUGUGGAGAAGAAGCCCAAAUUCAGCAGACUGAAAGUCGGCAAACAUCAUCUCACAGCUUUAGUGUAUCAUCAUAUUUAUCUUAACGUGGUGAAGUUAUUCAAUUUCCUAUUUCCACAAUUGCCCACUGGAAAAUGGAGACACUAUAAUAGAGUCUUCCAAGAAUGAACUAGUGCUAAAAUAGGUUAAUUUUCCUCCUUUCCUUUCAAAAAUACAAACAAAGCUCUUCUGCUCCCCACAGAUGUAAUUGUUUAUUCCUGAUGGUAAAGUCAUUUACUGCAGCCGUAAGUUGACAACUGAUAGUUUUGGUGUUAUACAUCAAAUGACCCCCAGUGGCCAAAAGUAGCAGAUGAGUUUCCCAGAGAAUUUAAUAUCAGAAAAGUCACCAGAGGAGGGAACAAUUGGCCCAAUGAUGAGUUAGUACAAAGUAUUUUGAGAUAUUCACUGUAAAGUCGCUUUACUCUUGCUGGCUGAGCACGCUCUAGUCAGCUAUGACAAUGGAAAGCCAAGCCUUCUUAGUCUUUCUUUGUUACCCAAGAGUGUGGUUUCCAUUUCCCCAAAGCCUACUUCUGUCCUAUCUCCAUAAAAUAGUUAGUGUGAGGGAGAUUUGAUUGGUGAAAUGUUUGUGUCCUCUCCAACGUGUUAUCUGCAUGUAAGUGUUUGGUACUGCUCCAAGGUUGCCAGAAUGAGCCCUUAUGGUUAUAUGACUCAGUUAUAAUGGUUGUCUCUUUCAUGCUGGAUAGCUUUUUGGAAGAACAUUUUUUCUGUUAUUUAACAGUUGUUCACAACAACAACAUAAAGCUUCCUGGUUGUGUUUGAUAGAAAUUCCAGGGGGAAAACAAAGGCACUGUUGCCUCCUCUCUAUCCCCAAGGAGAAUGUGGGUCAGGGCUGGAGCCGGGCUCUGGGAAUCCCUGAGAAGGGAGCAUUAUUAAUGUCGCCACCACUGUGCCUGCUGGGCUGCUCUGUGCUUCCCCCUUGCACAAGCACCAGGCCCAGCCAGGGAAAGGAAACGCAGGCCAUUCCCUCAGAGCCGAAGUUAAGGGAGAAAUAAUAAUACAGGCACAGGAGGACCAGCAGCAGCCAGAGAGGAGAAGUGACAGGGACCGAGGCAAAUGCAGUCUCUCCCUGGGUUUCAAGAAUUUGAGAAACACAUCUCUUAAAGAUGAAAUCAGCUGUGCCAGAGCGUGAGGCCCAGGAAAACUGGGAGUCUGCUGUAUAAAUACAGCAAGUGGCUCACACUCAUCCACCCAAGUGAGCACUUUUGCAGGCCCAGCAUCUUUUAAUGGCGACAAAACAAGAAUAAAGAAUGAGUGCCCGUGCGCAGCGGAGAUGCCACCUUCCCCAAAGCUAUGGACAACGUGACGGUCCGGCAGGGGGAGAGCGCCACCCUCAGGUGCACUAUUGACAACCGGGUCACCCGGGUGGCCUGGCUGAACCGCAGCACCAUCCUCUAUGCUGGGAAUGACAAGUGGUGCCUGGAUCCGCGCGUGGUCCUCCUGAGCAACACCCAAACGCAGUACAGCAUCGAGAUCCAGAACGUGGAUGUGUAUGACGAGGGCCCGUACACCUGCUCGGUGCAGACAGACAACCACCCAAAGACCUCUAGGGUCCACCUCAUUGUGCAAGUAUCUCCCAAAAUUGUAGAGAUUUCUUCAGAUAUCUCCAUUAAUGAAGGAAACAAUAUCAGCCUCACCUGCAUAGCAACGGGUAGACCAGAGCCUACAGUUACUUGGAGACACAUCUCCCCCAAAGCGGUUGGCUUUGUGAGUGAAGACGAAUACUUGGAAAUUCAGGGCAUCACCCGGGAGCAGUCAGGGGACUACGAGUGCAGCGCCUCCAAUGACGUGGCCGCGCCCGUGGUACGGAGAGUAAAGGUCACGGUGAACUAUCCACCAUUCAUUUCAGAAGCCAAGGGUACGGGUGUCCCCGUGGGACAAAAGGGGACACUGCAGUGUGAAGCCUCAGCAGUCCCCUCAGCAGAAUUCCAGUGGUACAAGGAUGACAAAAGACUGAUUGAAGGAAAGAAAGGAGUGAAAGUGGAAAACAGACCUUUCCUCUCAAAACUCAUCUUCUUCAAUGUCUCUGAACAUGACUAUGGGAAUUACACUUGCGUGGCCUCCAACAAGCUGGGCCACACCAAUGCCAGCAUCAUGCUAUUUGAACUAAAUGAGCCUACGAGCUCAACUUUGUUGCAAGAAGUGAAAACUACAGCCCUGACCCCUUGGAAAGGCCCGGGUGCUGUCAGCGAGGUGAGCAACGGCACGUCGAGGAGGGCAGGCUGCGUCUGGCUGCUGCCUCUUCUGGUCUUGCACCUGCUCCUCAAAUUUUGAUGUGAGUGCCACUUCCCCACCCGGGAAAGGCUGCCGCCACCACCACCACCAACACAACAGCACUGGCAACACCGACAGCAACCAAUCAGAUAUUUACAAAUGAAAUUAGAAGAAACACAGCCUCAUGGGACAGAAAUUUGAGGGAGGGGAACAAAGAAUACUUUGGGGGGAAAAAGUUUUCAGAAAGAAAUGGAAAAUUGCCUUGCAGAUAUUUAGGUACAACGGAGUUUUCUUUCUUUUCCCAAACGGGAAGAACGCAGCACACCCGGCUUGGACCCACUGCAAGCUGCAUCGUGUGACCUCUCUGGUGCCAGUGUGGGCAAGGGCUCAGUCGCUUUGCCCACAGAGUGCCCCCACGUGGAACAUUCUGGAGCUGGCCAUCCCAAAUUCAAUCCGUCCAUAGAGACGAACAGAGUGAGACCUUCCGGCCCAAGCAUGGCGCUGUGGGCACUUUGGUAGACUGUGCCACCACGGUGUGUGUUGUGAAAUGUGAAAUAAAAAGACAGAGAAAGAAAGAAAAAGGAAACAAAGUAAGACCGUUCGACAGCAACAACAAUCCCACAAACAACAGUCACAAAAGAUACCGUUAAACUUUUUUUUUUUUUUUUUUUUAUCAUUUUACUACAUGGACAUCAUGGAUAACAAGGGAUUCUGAUUCAUUAUUAAUUUUAUUAAUUAUAUUUUCUGAUAUGAGUCUAGAACUUAGUGCAAAAACAAGACAAAACUAAAAAAAUACAACUGAAAAGGGUGAAGAGAAGUAUGUUUGUUAAACAGUAAAAAUGAAUAGUAUACUUCUAAACUAGGUUUACAACUGGUGGACCAGACACCAGGCACUAAUCGCCUGGUGAGGAUUUGGCAUAUCCACCAAAAAAUACAUCCGAUUUAACCAACAUCUCCACCAGCGCUACAGAUUCCUCCCGACUGUGGCAUCUCAUGCAGACAAUACUAUGCUCUCUACACACUGUUUAGAAAUGGAAAGGUGAUCUGCACUGUAUCUUGGGUUUGUUGGCUAUGCUUCUUUUGAUGACAUAUAUUAUACAGUAUAUAUAUACAUAUAUUUUUUUUGUUAGAGUUCUAGCCAUUUUAUUUCUCCGCAGGGUCCUUUCUCAGACAUUACUGCAUGCUGUAUAUGGCGUUAGCUGUGUGUUGAUCUUCUAAAAGAUGAUAGAGUUUACUGGUAAUUGUGUAAUCAGCUCCUGCCUUUUUAUUUUCUUGGGUUAUUUACAUGUCAGAGACAUUUAUAAAAAGUGAAAAGAUAAAAAAAAAUCUGACUAAUACCAGGCGCAGCAUCUUUCCAGGUGUGGCUCUGUGCGUCGGCCACCCCCGGUGGCCCCGCUUUCUCCAUCCUGCUCUGUGGCAUUAACCGACAGCAAGCAACUGAACAAGCAGAACCGUCAGUACCCACUUGCUUUAGCCCAUUAUGGGAAUCUCUGAUGCCUUCGUGACCACUGGAGAGUUUAAUCCUCUUGGUUUAUUUAAUUUCCCACCUUUGUGUGAGUGUGUAUGAAAGAGAAAAAAAAAUGCAAUUUUUAGGUAAUCUUUUUUUUCCCUCCCCUGAAAGUCUGGGAACCAGAGAGUCCUCGGGGAGAGGUCCUGGAUGUGAUGAGGGAAAGUGGGAUUGGGGGAUCCGGGAGGGUGGGGUUGUCUCUGACUUGACAUUAAAAAGUGUUCCAUGUCCCUCUUCA